AUGGCUCCUGCCGUUGGUGCUCUAAAAACGAAACAAGCUCUUGUGGAUAGUCAAGCCGUUCCUGGAAAACACAAUUCAACGUCUUCCAUACGUCGUUCCUCAGCCUAUGUUUUUGCGCCUAGUUGGAUGCAAUCGUCAUCCAACAACCAACCAUCAUCCAUCAAGCAAUGGCCAGCGUUGGCAUUUUCAUCGUGUGAUGCUGCGCAUCGUGAGGUCAUGGAGAACGACAGACACUCGAUACCAUGGUUAUCCAAUGAUACAGAUAUAAGUUCGCUUUCUCCACAUUCAUCUAAUUCCGCGCCUUAUCCGGUACAUCUGCGAACAGGUCGUCCAUCUCAAACCCAUUCAUCCUAUGCAACAGCAUUUCAUAAACCCUCUCAUUUUCAUCAACCAUCGCCACAAUCAUCUUUAUCUUCGACUACAAGCUCUACACCGCCGUCUCCCAAAGAGUUUGAACAUGAGUUCCCCAACUUGGUCCACUCCGUAGUGGAAGAUGAAAAGAGGAAUAUCAAAUCAGCGUGGAACGAUCCCACGUCCAUUAAACAAAAAUUACGAUCUCCACCCAUAUCGGCGACAAAUACGCCUGACGUCGCCUUACCAAGUUCGCAUGAUAUGGAAAUAGCACGCUUGAAAGUACUCGUCCCCAAACGUCAAACCGCUGUGAAGAAGACCCAUCUUCCAAAUCAUUCGUCCACCAAAAACACGAGUGCUGUACCUGUGCGUUCAUCUUCAUCAAAACCCUCUGCAAAAGCUCCCAUGAGCUCUACUUCGACCACUAAUACUCCAAACGAGAAGAUUGUCAAACUGUCGCUGCCGCAUAAAGCUCCUAUGGCGAAUAAAGCAACCAAGUCGCCUUCUGAUACCAUAUUAGCUCCUUAUGCAAACCCUAACGACUCAAAUCUUCCUCGCGAUUUAUUGCCUCAGCCCUUGCCAGCCGCUACGCAGGAAGUCAAAGAACGCAUCUUACAUCUUAUUCGGGAAUGGACGGGUGGCGCCGUUCGAUGGGAAACUAAUUGUGGACUACAAGACUCAAACAGAAAAGCGAAAUCAUCAUUGAUCGUGGGUUACAAUGUGGCACCCUCCACGAAUACUUCUGCUUCUUCCUAUUCUCUAUUGUCUGUGCAGGGAUGGCAGGCAUCAUUGCCGGAAGACCCCCACCGCGGGCUUUCUUCGUAUGUCCGUCCCACAGAAAAGCCCUUGGAUCGCAUGUAUUGCUUUGAUCAACCGGAUGCUACAGUGAUGAUUUGCUCCAAUACCAUCGAUGAUCGCUACUCAUCCCAUUGGCCUUUCCAACUGAGUAAUGUAUAA
Radiomyces spectabilis is the source of this 1308-nucleotide messenger RNA. RefSeq lists its product as uncharacterized. The transcript has 3 exons. The record is from RefSeq and is a predicted model, not a curated record. Bases 1 to 1308 code for a protein of 435 amino acids. Lineage: Eukaryota; Fungi; Mucoromycota; Mucoromycetes; Mucorales; Radiomycetaceae.